GAGAGAGAGAGAGAGUUGUUAAAGGCUCCCUUAUAAAGAAAGGUACGGACUUAUAACCAUCAGUGAGAGAUGAUUCCACAUGAAGCACAUGGUUCCUUUCAUUACAAGAGUCCUGACAUUACGGAAGACCAAGGUAAAAGCGGGGAAAAGUAAUAUAACUAUGAAAAUCUUGACAACUGAGUUCUACUUUGCACUCUAAAAAAUCCUGAUCAAGACAAGUGGGUUAAAUACAGGAAAAACUCCAAGACCAUGAAGUCUAACCAGGAGCGCUGUAAUGAGUGUCUUCCGCCGAAGAAGCGGGAGAUUUUAGCUCUGGAAGAGAAGCAGGUGCUGGUGUCAGCUGCUGUUAGUGAGAGCCAGAGUGGAGAGAAUUUGGCUUGGCUAGCCAGCGUUGCUACCAUGGCUAGCAUGGCCCACAUCCCCAACAAUGCAGGCCCAUCACAGAGCAACAGUGCAGAUCCUGACAGCCCCCCACCAUCAAAUAAGGCUCUCACUGUGGUGACAGAAUAUCCUCCAGCUACUUCAUCUGCUGGCUUUUCAUUCUCUUCCAAUAGCUCCACAUACAGAGGAGUCUUCUCCGGGCCUACCGUGCUAACAGCCAAUCCUACAGUUCUCUCCACAAGCCUUCCUCAAACCAUAGGCUCCGUCCAAUAUACACAACUUCCCCCCAAUCUCCAGCUCAUAGGGCCCUAUACAAGUUAUAUCUCUUCACAGAUUGUACCAUCCACAUCCAGUCCAACACAGCCACGGAGGACACCACAAGAGGUCUUGGCCACAACAGCUGUCAUCUCCCAAGCAUCCAGCCUUGAUUCACAGAGUCAUCAUGUGAUUUCUUCUAUAUCAAAUGUUUCCCACAGUCAAUGCAUUCAGGUAGAGAGUGCUCCUUUGGGUUUGACAGUUUCCUCCCCUUCUGUCCAACUGCCCCUUCAAAUCCAUCCACACUCAACUGUCCUUGCCCCUCAUGCCCUGGCUCUCACCCCCUCUCAAGUGGUUCUACACUACACCGAUGGCUUCAUUGCAAAGCAGCUGGACUCCCAUCCCAGAGAGGUGCAAAAUGGUGCACUAGGAGAGGUUACAGUUGUCAAGCACAGUACUACUAUGGCCAAAGGGAUCUCUAGCCAACCAGAAGGUGACCAUAGCCACAAGCAAAAUCAUAACCUGGGCCUCCAGACCCAAGCUCAGGUUUUGCUCCCAGCAGACUAUAGCUCUCAUGACAGAGCUGGACUGCAGACUUCGCUGAUGUUGGUAUCCAGUAGCCACCUUGCAGCAAACAGCAACUCUGAGUUCCAAAGUAUCUUGGCCAAGGACCACUCAUCUUUGCACCUUGCUGAGAGAGGAGGUAUCUGCCUAGGCAAGCCAAUGUCCAGAGUGUCCGCUCUUACUUCCUCAGACAGCCAAGUUUCUCCGGCCUCCACCAUCUCCCAGCACACACUCCUGCAGGCUCCUCACAACACUCCCCAGCAGGAGCUCUCCACCAGCCUUUAUCCUGCCACACAGCUCCCAAUUAUUGGCUACAUCACUAGUGCUUCUGGUGGACCCCAGCAAGUAGUAACUGGUUAUCAAAGCAACCUGCCACAGCACGUGGUGAUCUCAGGCAACCCCUCCUUGCUCAUUCCGGUUAGUGCCACUAACAUCAAUCCAUCUACUGCUGAGCCAGAGGUCACCCACUGUUCUGUCAUCCCUAGUGUAGCCAAUGCAUCAACAGCUCUGCCUCAGACCUUUAUUAAUACAUCCCCACCUGCAGCUGCAGCUUCAGUCCUAGCCAAUGGUAAAGACAUCACAGGGUCUGAUGGAAGUCAUGCCCCCUGUGCCAUGAGAAGUCCAAGCCAAAUACAGCUGCCUGUUCUUUCAGCCAAUGUAGUGGGAUCUCCAGUCCCUGUAACACCUCCAACAUCUACAAGUCCUCAAAGCUCACCAUCAUCACCAUCAGUGGGCCUACCACCAUUCUUCAUGAAGGGCUCUAUUAUCCAGUUGGCAGACGGUGAGCUGAAGCGCGUGGAGGAUUUGCGAACAGAGGACUUUGUGCAAAGUGCAGAGGUGAGUGGAGAACUGAAGAUUGACUCCAGCACUGUAGAGCGCAUAGAGUGCAGCCGAACACCCAAUGCUGUCAUCAUACAGUUCUCGGUGGGAGAGAACAAAGCCCAGGUGUGUGUAGAAGUCCUGGUGGAAUACCCCUUCUUUGUGUUUGGUCAAGGUUGGUCAUCCUGCUGCCCUGACCGCACCACCCAGUUGCUAGCUCUAUCCUGUGCCAAACUCUCUGUGGGUGAUGUUUGUAUCUCUCUCACCCUUAAAAGCCUAAAAAAUAGCAUUCAAAAGAAAAAUAAUUGUUCAGCGUCUGUGAUGAAACACAACAACCCUUUGAAAUCAGCCAAAAACAAUGGGUCCAUUGAGGAAAGACCAACCCAAAUGGAGGAUCUUAAGAAAGGACACAAACUUACAGCAAGAGUGGAGAAUAGUGUCGAAGGAACACUGGUUGAGACUUCCAACCAAAGAAAUGUGUUGACCUUCUCAGAGAACGGGGGCAUAAAUCCUCAGACACUGGUCAACCAAAACAACCAGGCAGAAAAAACACACACAUCUAGUGCAGAGAGAGCAGUUAGCCGCAAGAGGAGAUGGUCUGCCCCAGAGAGAGGAGAAAUGUGGCGGUCGCAAGAGGACCCUCAGAUUUUACCCAAAUUUUCCUUCCUCCCUCAUCAGCUGAAGGUCAGGAUUGAGGGCCGCUCCAGCACGGGUUGCUGAGGGCCUUCUGAACACCAUAGAGCAUUGAUAGGGAGUUGAUUUCUUUCCAAGAAAUACAUCAAUUAGCCUUACUUGAUUAAUUUGAGAAAUCACAUAAAGUUGAUCAACUGAAUAAAUUUUGUUUUUGCUUGGUG
Molecule: messenger RNA, 2873 nt
Organism: Rhinichthys klamathensis goyatoka
Lineage: Eukaryota; Metazoa; Chordata; Actinopteri; Cypriniformes; Leuciscidae
Gene: atxn1b
Product: ataxin 1b
Exons: 3
Coding region: 250-2739 (829 amino acids)
Biological process (GO): negative regulation of transcription by RNA polymerase II; nervous system development
Cellular component (GO): nucleus
Molecular function (GO): RNA binding; protein binding
Source: RefSeq, a predicted model, not a curated record